This is a messenger RNA of Pisolithus orientalis, 1686 nucleotides long. RefSeq lists its product as uncharacterized. NCBI's taxonomy places the organism in Eukaryota, Fungi, Basidiomycota, Agaricomycetes, Boletales, Pisolithaceae. The coding region runs from base 1 to 1686 and encodes 561 amino acids. The transcript is spliced from 6 exons. The record is from RefSeq and is a predicted model, not a curated record.
AUGGCAUUAAGAGCAGGAGAGGUCAAGAGCCAUCUGGCAAAGAUCCAUGGUAGACAGGCAACCUACAGUGACAUGACCUUGAAGCUGGCCAUGGCAUCACUGGAGGUGACAGAACAGCUGCCCACUGGUAUCACUGGGCCUAGAACCAUUGUCCAUGGUCUAAAGGUCAUUGAGGCCAUGGCUUGCAGUCACUGUGACUUUUUGUCCAGGUCAACAGAGCAUCUACAGAAACAUGACUCCAGAGAUCAUCCAAUGGAAACUAGACCAAAACAUUGGAGAGCUUGCAAGGUACAGCAUUUGAAAGAAAGCUCAGGGGAAUUGCAGGCAUUCUGGGAGGUUGAGGAUGCAGACAAGCAGAGCCAACCAACAGCCAGACAGGUACUGGUGGACUCACUGCUCAAAGAACUGGAGCCCACACUAGAGGUGGUCCAAUCACCACCAGAUGGUCACAUGUGGCAUGAACACCUUGCUGGCAAGAACAUCAAACAGCAGUGUGGCCUGGUCAUGUUACCCAAGGCAGAUGAUGGUCUCAUUCUUGGACUGAAGGAGGUGGUUCAAGCAUACUAUCAAAAGGCCCUCAGUCUGCUGGAGCACACAGGAGAGAUUGUCUGGAAAAGGUUGAAUUCCCCCAAUGCCAUGAAAAGUGGCCUGUCCAACACACCCUUCCACAAGCACCUGUACAAGUCAACCAUGAAACAGUACAUCAUCCCAGUGGUGAUUCUGCUGGCAAUGUUGAUCAGACAACAGUACAGUGGAGAGCCAUUCUCUGGUUCAAAUCCCAAGCUGUUAGAUCUCUUGGCAGUGCUUUGCAUUGGUCAAGAAAACACAGAAGCAUUGUCACUCAUCCAUGAGUUGCUGUUCCAGCUCUGGAGCACAGCAUGGAAGCAUCAAGGAGACAGGGACAUUGUGGAUCCAACAGAAAGGUGUCUUGCCCUGAUGACUCUCAGUGAAGAUGGUGCCUUCAAAGAGCCACAUCAAGUCACCCCAAUCAUAGCCAGAUUGGAGUACUGCAUUUGCAUGGAGUCAGACCCACAGAAGGAUGAAGAGGAGCACUGUUCACACCUGGAGAGCUUCUUUGUGGAGAAUACCCAAUAUACUUUCUCCUGUCUGCAUUCCCUGCAACACAGAGUGACUUCCCUGGCCUUGGACACCAUGAGCCUUCCUCAAGUGUGGUGGACAGACACCAAGACCUGGAAGACCAUGUUGUACAGAGGGGAGCAGGUGGACUUUGCUGAUCUCUGCAAGGUCUUUGAAGGGACAGAGGUCAAGCUGGUAGAGGCAUGGGAAUGGGGGAUCCUGAUGGGCCAUGACAUCAGAGCAGACUAUGACAAGAUUGCAGAGGACUUGGUCAACAAAGAUGUUGGCUACUCCUUCCUUUCUGAUGUCAGAAAUCCACAGCUUGCAGGUAGGGAUAGGCUGGUGAAGCACUUCCUAGAAGACAAGGACACAUUUGCCCACUUUGCCAUGAUCAGGCAGGGAGCCAUCAUAUGGAACACUGGUGCCCUUCAAGCAUGGUUGAAGAAGUAUGCAGAGCUGCAAAGCUUGAAGAAAAUACAGAAGGCAUGGGUUGAAGUGCAGUGGUUCUACAGCAGGAGUGAUCUAGGAGACAAAAAUUUCAAUCUCCCCUGCCCCAAGCAUGCAAUGGACCUCUUCGACUGUCCCUUGUUCAAAGGCUUGGGCAAUUAG